Molecule: messenger RNA, 3444 nt
Organism: Myzus persicae (green peach aphid)
Lineage: Eukaryota; Metazoa; Arthropoda; Insecta; Hemiptera; Aphididae
Gene: Lim1
Product: LIM/homeobox protein Lhx5
Exons: 8
Coding region: 882-2552 (556 amino acids)
Biological process (GO): neuron differentiation; regulation of transcription by RNA polymerase II
Cellular component (GO): nucleus
Molecular function (GO): DNA-binding transcription factor activity, RNA polymerase II-specific; RNA polymerase II transcription regulatory region sequence-specific DNA binding
Source: RefSeq, a predicted model, not a curated record
CGCCGCUCCGAGCACGGCACACCGCGACAGUGUUCGGUUUCCGGCUUUUCGCAUCGGUCGACUAUUGCUGUUGUCCUCGCUGCCGCUGCUGGUGCUACUGGCCGCUGCUGUUGAGUUCGGCGAGCGCGCGCGCGAAUAAAUUAAUAUAAAAAUUCGUAUAUUUUAUCGUUACUGACUGUGCACAUAAUACACCGGCUCGAUUAUUUUAUUUUUAACUAUUAUAUUUUUUAAAGCGUAUCGUUGUCAUAUACGUCAUCAACGCGUCUAGACACAUUAUAAUAUAAUAUCAUCCUUUCGGGUUUUAUUUUUUACUCGCGAUCGCUUACACGUGUCCGUCGUCGAUAUACGCGCGGGUGUCGUCAUCGUUGUUGUCGUCACCGUCAUCGGUCGUUUUACAAGCACGAGGUGCCUAUACAGUAGUAUAUAAUAUUAUUUCAAACGAAACGGAAGGAAUAGAAAUACGCUGCAAAUCAGUGCGACAGUUGCACUUUGAUUGAAUAUAAUAAGAACGAGCGCCGUAAUUGUACACGAGUGCGCGCCGCGUAUGAUACGUCGCGUCGUCUGCAGGUGGUCGCCGUCUUUACUGCGCUAUUACCGUGCUAGCAGCUCUACCGGCCGCCGCCGCUGCCGCCGUCUUCGCUGUAGCAGAGGAUCGUUGUCGGCAGUCGCGGCGGACAGAAAGACGUCGCGGCGGGCUGCAUCACCGCCAACCGUCGCCCGGCGGACGGCCGCGCAUUGAUCAUUCCCGGCACCGGUUGACCACAGCCAUCACGACGCCAGUGGGUCAGGACGCCGCCGGGGCGGUGCACCAGCCGCCUUAUGCCAGGGGUUGCCGGAUCCGCACGACGGCCGUCGGCGGUCCACAGCACCACGGCGGCCACAUGGCCACAUCGUCGCUGGCCACCACGUUUGGCCUGCAGUUCUACCCGGACGAGACGACCACCACCUCCUCCUGCACCACUACAACCGGUGGUGGCGGUGGUGGAGCGGUGGACCCGUUGGCUGCCCGGCCACCCGUGGCCGGUCUGCCCGUUCAGUCGUCCAACGCCACCGGCAACUCGUCGUCCGCGGCCGGCCAGCAACAGCCAAUGUACGCGACGUCCGCCAACCGGAGCACGUCGCCGUUGAACCCUCAAAACCACUUGGCACAUCCGUUUCACAUGUCCUUCCCGGUCACACAGACCCACAAUAUAAGCAGAGGCGGUGGCCGGUGCAGCAGUCUAAUGAUGAGCUGCGCGGGUUGUGACAAACCCAUUAUGGAUAAGUUCCUUUUGAACGUGCUGGACAGGGCGUGGCACGCUGAAUGCGUGAAAUGCGCUGACUGUCACGGCACGUUGUCCGACAAAUGCUACAGCAGGGACGGCAAGAUACUGUGCAAGCCCGACUUUUACAGGCGGUAUGGCAAAAAGUGCAAUGGUUGCGCCCAGGGCAUCUCACCCACUGACCUGGUGCGGAAAGCCCGGGACAAAGUUUUUCACCUAAACUGUUUCACGUGCAUGAUAUGUCGGAAACAGCUGUCUACCGGCGAGGAACUUUAUGUGCUCGAAGACAACAAAUUCAUAUGCAAGGACGAUUACAUAUCCGGCAAGAAUGGGCAAGGUAUCGACUCGUUGACGUACUCGGGAUCGGAGGACGAAGAAGACGACGAGACCACCUCCAACAGCAUAUCGUCUACCAAACACCAUCUCAUCACGGGACUCCACGGAUCGGGCGGUCCCGGUUCGAUAUUGCCACCGACUACGCCAGAAGCGAACAACAACUCGCUGUCGGCCGGUGACCUGCAAGCUCCUCACUCGGGCCUAGAUCUCAAGGAGGAUUCCGAGGACCAAGGUUCUUUGGAUGGCGACCCGGAGACCAGGGAUAGCCAAACGGAGAACAAAUCGCCGGAUGACGGCAAUUCUGGGUCCAAGAGACGGGGUCCCAGAACUACCAUCAAGGCCAAACAACUAGAAAUACUUAAGACGGCCUUUUCGCAAACGCCCAAACCUACCAGGCACAUCCGCGAACAAUUAGCCAAAGAGACCAGCCUGCCUAUGAGAGUCAUACAGGUGUGGUUCCAGAACAAGAGGAGCAAAGAACGGCGGCUGAAACAGCUGACGUCCAUGGGCCGAGGGCCGUUUUACGGUGGUGCGCGGAAAAUGCGCGGAUUCCCGUUGAACAUGAGCCCCGGGUCAUUGGACGACCAGCAACCCGGUUUCCCGUACUUCGCCGGCUCGGCCGAAGUCAAGUUUGAAUUUGGUUACGGGCCCGGAUCGUUCCACCCUGACUUCUUCGGCCAUCACGGCGGUCCGCACGGUGGUGGCGGACCCGGAGGACCAUUUGGACACCCAGGUGGUAUGGAUUCCAACCCGAUGUCUGGAAUGGGGCCCGACUACCCGGGCAUGGGCCAAGACGCUCCGCCCGGCUUCAUAGCGCAGCAACAGCAGGCAAACGACCAGCAGCUUGUGUCACAAAGGCCGGGCAGUCCGUCAGAAUUCAUGGGCUCCCAAGGUGGUAGUAGCAGUGGGUUUUCGGACGCACCAAACUUGCAGAACGAAGGCAUCGUCUGGUGAGAUAAUGUAUAUAUGUACAUCGAUCGCAACCGUCUCCGCAGAUUCAUGCCCUAACACUCACAGUAUAAUAUAAGAAUGUUGUUCUGUCGAACGGAGGUAAAAUUAUUAGAACCGUGCCAUAAUGUUAUUAAUAUUAUUAUUAUUAUUAUUAUUAUUAUUAUUAUAUAUCACUAUAUUAUAUUAUUAUAGCGCAAAACAUCUUUACGCAUAAUAACUAAAAAUACUAAAAAUUUAAAAAAAAUUAAAUCGCGCACCGCAAUACGCGUUAUUAUAUUUUUCGAAAAUAAAAUGUUAUUAUGUAUAAAAUAGAGAAUAUUUAUAACUUGUGCAACGGAUUUAAAAUAUACAUAAACGUUUAACAUUAUUUCGUGCAUAUAAAAUAUGUAUAUAUACAUAACGCGAGUAUAGGCAUAAAAAACGCAGUAUUUUGUAGGUUAGAGUAUAUUGAUAUUGUAAAAAAUUUUGCUUUUUCGGUGUACAUAGUUUAUGUAAAAAAAACUUCCGAGUCGAGCAAGGUUUUUUUUCCUCGAUAAAUACUAAAUACAUCCGUCGUAAUUUCGGUCGCAUGGAAAUCAGCGGUCACGAGUUUUUUUGAUUAAAGUUUAUAAAGUGUAAACGGCUAGAUGUAUCCUAGAAUAUAAAUAUGCAUUUAUGUAUGUAUAAUUAUAUGAUAUAACACACCUCUAACUAUUUAUAAUAUUUACGAUUAUUUGUAAUAUGCCCCGUGUGUUUCGUGUCCUAAAAGCCCCCAAAAAUCGUAAACUAUUACUGCGCUGCAGUGGACGUGAAUAUUAUAUAUUAUAUUAUAUAGAGAAAAGUCCCUUUUGUCUGUGAACGGUUUUCACUGAAAACCGUGUAUUAUUAUUAUUAUUAUUAUUAUUAUUAUUAUUAU